This is a messenger RNA of Rattus norvegicus (Norway rat), 10087 nucleotides long. Its product is annotated as KIAA1671 homolog. Gene Ontology annotation, cellular component: cilium. The record is from RefSeq and is a predicted model, not a curated record. Lineage: Eukaryota; Metazoa; Chordata; Mammalia; Rodentia; Muridae.
UUCUGAUUGUGUGAGCUCAGGGCAUGAACCAGGGGGAUGCUUGUCAGGAUAGCCCAGAGAACCAGUGCCUUGCCCAGCCUAGCUCGUGUGUGUGUGUGUGUGUGUGUGUGUGUGUGUGUGUGUGUGUGUGUGUGUGUGUGUGUGUGGUCAAAGGUGACUCUUGGGCUGAGUCUUGAGGGCUGAGUAGGAGGUAGGGCAGAGGCAAGGCCUAACUUGGUCCUGCCCAGAGUGUAGGGCGUGUUGAGCGAAUAAAAGACCUUUACACCCCCCUCUUCUACAUUGGAAGCCUUGGGACUGAGGGGACCAGAUCCCUGCCUGGAGGCAUAGGUUCCUGCACAUAACAGUUUCAGAUUGCGGGAGUGUGGAUUAAGGCCUGCUGCUUCUCUUGGAACUUGAUGGAUGUUUGGAGACAGUGAAGCAAAAUUGCCAAGAAGCACCAGAGCCCUGCAGAGACAGCCUGUGGGCACAGUCGCCUUCUUCCCCAUGCUUCUGCUAUGGGCUUGAGUGGAUAGCCCAUUCGCCAUGAGCCGUGACCCCACUGGUGUUCCCAUGUGGCCCCUUGGCCCUCGUCCAGGACCUGUCAGCUUAGUUGCGUCUCCGUUUCUGAUGUGCUUAAUCCUCAUGGAGCUGCAUUCGUAACCAUGGCAACUCGGGUCGAAGUUGGCUCUAUCGCAUCCCUGAGGGCGGGGCCCGCCGGCCUUGGUGACAUCGGCAGGGAGGAAACCCUGAAGAGGACCUACUUUUGCCAGACUGGGGACCUCCCUGGGGCGUCCUCCACCAGGAUCCGAAGUGCAAAGAACCCCCUCCAGGCCCACCUGUUCCCACUACCCAUUGCGCCCAAGCCUUUCCUUAAGGACCAGGUGCCCGAGAGGAAGGCUUCUGUCAAAUCCUCGUGGUCUGGUGGUGCCACCCAGCCUCGUCCUUCAGCCCAGGCUGCUGAGGAGGAAGCGAAAGAGGACUUGGCUAAAACAAUGCCAAGCCUAGCUGGCGAGGGGGCAGACCGAGGGGAGGCCCUGCAGAAUGGCCCGUCUGUACCUAACAAAGCCACGUUCCUGAGGUCUGGCCCUAGCACUAUGGGCCUCUUUGAAACAACCAAAGCUGGACCCGGCCUGGGCAAAGGGACUGGUGAGGGGAGCCGGGAGGCCAGCCCUCGGGCAACCCAGACGUCUCCCUUAAGUGCCAGGCCUGAGGUGGCCACCAAGCCAGCCCUACCCGCUCGGAAGCCCCCAGUGACUCUGCCCCGACCAACCUCCCUGUCGCAGGACACUGGGUCUGCUAUUUCUCAGGGGGAGGCAGGCCGAGCCCAACCAUUGCCAAAGGCCCACAGUGUGGAGGAUCCCGCUGACCAGGCUCCAGAGGCCAAGCCUGUGAGGAGACGGCCUCUGUCAGCGGUGUUCAGCGAGUACCUGCAGCCCCUAAAGCCAGGCUCGGGGGGAGUGGCAGUCACGGGCAAAGUCCCCCCUACACCUCCCGAGAAGACGUGGGUGAGGAAGCCCCGGCCUUUGUCUGUGGACCUAACUUCCAUUUUUGAGAGUGGAGACACGUUGCUGAGGAAGGUGACUAGGGAGCAGAGCACUGCAGAACGCCAGGGCCCAGAGAGGCCAGGCGUGGAGCCCAGGGGCAAUGUGGAGAGCCCUGCCCGCGUGGAUGGCACCCCUCGGGACCCUGAUGCGGAAUUCCAGGAGCUGUCAAAGAGGCUCCAUGCACGGAAGGAGAAGAUGGUCCUUAAGCAAACAGACACAGACAGUCCCAGGGCUCCAAGGGCCAGGGCUACCCCUGGAGAUGAUCAGAGUCCCCAGCAAGAGGAAGCCAUGCCAGAGCAGCAAUGGGAGAAGGUGCAGGAGUCCCCUUCACCCAGACCUGAAAGAGGGCUGGGGCUGACAGAGGUCAAGGGUGAAAGGCUCGACCAGGAGGCUUCUGCCCGGACGGAGAGGAAGCCUGCAGGAAGUGUCAGGAAGCGUUUCAGUCUGUUUGGGGAAGACAGCGCAGGGGCCUUGGCAGUGGUACCUGAGCCCAGCCCUGUGACCCCAGAGUCUCCGUCCUCAGCGUCCACAGUGUCGACAGCGUCCACAGUGCCAGAGCCUUCAAGAGCUGGUGUGAACGUUCAGGCUCGAAUCAAAGGCUGGUCUGUGGAGAGAGCAGGGGAGGAGAAGCCAGAGGUCUGGAGAAGGGCCUCCCAGGCUCGGCCGUUGCCUGCGGAUUUGACCAAACCGUUCUCGAGGUCGGCUUCGAGCAGUGAGAUUGGGUACGAGAAGUGUGCCACGCUGGGCGGCGAGCUCCCCGGGGAAAGGAGAGAAAAGCUUAAGGAAAGGCAUGGUUUGGAUAGACCCUCUGCCACAAAAAGUCCUUGGAAGUCUGAGGCUUCCCAGAAGUCUAGGCAGACAGAGCUCAAAGAUGCCUCCGACCAGGACCCUGAUAGGUGUUGGAGUGCUCGCUCGGUGGGAGGCGCAAGCCCUUCUGAAGUCAGUCCGGAGGAUGACGGAAGCUUCCAGAAGGUGUGGGCCACAGUGUUUGAGCAUCACGUGGAGAGACACACAGUGGCCGACCAGGCAGGCUGUUGUCUCUCCGCCACACCCCCUUUCGAUGUGGCCGACACACCGGAUCCCAGACCGAAGCCUGAGAAUUGGCCAGGGAAGGAGCCACCAGGAGUCACAGACGAGAGAGACCGCUCCAGGUGGUCGGACCGUGCUGACCUGGGGAUGCUGGGACGGCCUGCCCUUGUCGAUGUUGCGCUGAGACCGUAUCCCACACCUGUCCCCGGGAGACACCCCAUGGAAGAGAGGCACAGCCGCUCUGUCCCCAGGCAUUUAGAAAGUCCCCCCGUGUCCCAGAGGGUUCAGCCUAAGUAUGACGUCAUGCAUGCCUCAGGAGAGCGGGCACAUAGCGAAGCAGUGUCCACGGUGCCUGAGGAGAAGGCGGUGACCCUGCACAGUGGCAGAUCUCGGCUCUCGCUGCCGGCUCGGCAGCUGUCCCAGGAGGUCAACCCUUCUUACCUGGACUCUUCUCUGCAGGGUAGUGGGGGUGCCGUCCAAAGGGCAAGUCAGUUAUGGGAAGCUAGGGGCAAGGAAGGCAGCAGAUCAAAGCUAGACUGUCAGCAGCCAGGGGAUGGAUUUGGGGGCUCUUGCCAAUCGUCCAAAUGGGCAGGAGUGGGGGUGACAAACUGGCACAGCAGCGCUGUGGUCAGCAAAGAUCUUGGUACUGCCCAAAGGGGUCAGUCCUGGAGUGUCUUUUCAGAUCUUCCAUCCAGGGCCAGCAUUGAGCCCCGUGACUCCCAAGUACAGGCAGGGAUUGACUCAUUGUCCCAGCAGAAGGGACCCCUCAUGGUCGCCAGUGAGGAUAACCCAAGGCUGGCCCAGGUGGCCCAGCCUGAAGUCAGAAUGUGGAGGUCCAACCCUUCAGAGCCGAGGGUGGAUAGGUUGAGGCGACGGACUUUGCCCCAUGAUGUGAAGUUCGAUCCAUUCAGCCUCCUUGGGCCAGAGAGCUCUUCCGAAAGGCAGCAGCGACCAGCAGAUGGUCUGACCUUCCCAACCUGUGCCUUAAAGAGACCCCACCAGCAGGCACAAACUCAGGGGGGGACACCGGAUGCCUCACAAGGCAGGACUUUCCUGGUGGAGAAGCUGGGGCCAUCUGCAGAGCCUGCUGCGACGUUCUUCGCGGUGACUUACCAGGUUCCUGACAUUCAGAAGGCCAAGAGUGUGGUUAAGCCAGGGCCUGAAAACGUUUCGGAACCUUCCAGAAAAACGCCUCCACCUCCUUCACCUCGCUCUGUUGUGUCUGCGUUGCCUUCUCCUGGCCGUGAAGAGCUGUGGUCUCCCGCCAGCAGUAAGGGCUACGCUAAGGGGAGAGAGUAUGAAGAAGUAAGGAACCUUUCAAAACACCCCAAGUCCACAGACCAGCCGGCGUCUGCAGGGGACAGGACUCUGGAUCCUUCCAGGGAGAGAAUCAUUGAUGUGGAUGCUCUGAGGUUUCAUCGAGAGUCAGAAGACGACGCUGUGAAGUAUCGCAAUCUCGGGGCAUCCUCAGGCGAAGAUGCCUCACAGACACCCCUGGUCCUGAGGCGGCCCAGAAGUCUCCUGAUGAGGAGGAGAACAGAGGUGAUCAGCGAAACGUUCCCAGGGAAGAUGAGGGAUGGCUACAGAUCCAGUGUUCUUGACCUUGAUUCUCUGAUGGCUGAGUACAAGGAACAGUUGAGCAGGAGUCCCAGCAAGGCCCAGGAGCAGCAGGACAGCCCUACAGAGCCCAGUGGCUCUCCUCAGGAGAGGUCAGGUUGGCCCAAGGAGGCGGAGUGGAGAAGGAGGAGCCUGAAGGAGGCUCCUCAGUCAGACGGUGUCGGUGUCGGGCAACAAACAGGGCCCUCUGUGAAAGUUCUCCACUCUCCUGGCCCCAGCAAGCAGCCAGCAGAACCCCUAGGGGUAGCCAUGGCCACCAAGUCUGGCCUGCCACUGUGGGCACCACCACAGUCAGCUUCUGGGGAAAACUGUCCCUCACCUUCUUCCGUUCCUGCUGGCUCCAGGAGGAAAUCUCCAGGCAUCGCUGAGUUGGAAAGCAAGCCCUCCUCCAGUGAGCACCAGGGUACAAAGCGUAGGCAAGGUUCAGUCAAGUCCCAGGAGCUAGGCAGCGGGGACCCUGUCUCCCCCAGGUCACCCCCCUCUGACCGGAAGAAAGGGACUCCAAGGAGAUCCACUGUUCAGGGAGUGGAAGGCAAUGGGGUACAGUGGGGAACCCCCCCACAUGAUUCUGUUUGGUCACCGAUGGACAUCAAGAGGGCUUGCUCGGAGAAGGGGCCCCCAGCCAGGGUCCGGGAGGGCCUGUCCGUCAUGCAGGAUGCCAGGGAGCGGAGAGGAGAACAGUCCAGAGGGAAGCCUGACCUCCCUGCCGAGACUCCCAAGGUCGCUGAGGGACCCUGUCAGAGGGAUACGAGGAGGCUGGAAGGCCCUAAGCUGCCUCUGCAGAAUCUGGAGCGGAGGGAUGGCCGUCAGGAUGGCCAGCAGCCUCUUGGGCAGGUGUCCCCCGUUGCCUCCGUCCCCCGGCGAAGCCACAGCUUUUGCAAGGACAAGAGGAAUAGUCUCCUCGUGAACCAGCUGAAGCAGUGUUUCUCCCGGCGGGCACCCGAGGCCAAGGACACUGACACCCUCGUGCAGGAAGCCGACAGCCAGUAUGGGACCUGGGCAGCCCAGCACCAGAACGGGGGCAGUUUUGGCCCGGAGACUCCUUCUCCUGACAGCAGUGCUGCGUCUGCGGGAAAGCAGCCUCCAGGCAGUCACUUGUCCUCGUACACCGAGUCCACGUCGGUGGAGCAACAUGACAGCUCCAGGGAUCGGCGCAGCUCCAGCGUGGACCGCUCCAGUUCUGAGCUGGAGUCCACAGAUGGCCCAGAGGGACCACCUCCGUCAGACGUCUGUCCUGCAGAGGGAGAGGAUGAUUUCUCCUUCAUCCAUCAAACCUCAGUCCUUGACUCCAGUGCCCUUAAGACCCGGGUGCAGCUGAGUAAGCGAAGCCGUCGCCGGGCGCCCAUCUCCCACUCGCUCCGGCGCAGCCAGUUCAGCGAGUCUGAGAGCCGGUCCCCUCUGGAAGAGGAGUCACACAGCGCGUGGAUGUUCAAGGACUCCACAGAAGAGAAGUCACCCAGGAGGGAUGAAUCCGAUGAAGAGCCUCCCAGGGUGGAGAGGACCCCUGUUGGCCACCCUCAGAGGAUGCCUGUGUUUCCAGGCAUGGACCCAGCUGUGCUGAAGGCUCAGCUGCCCAAGAGAUCAGAAGUGGACAGUCCUGGAGAGUCUCUAAGCUGGACACCCCAGCCCAAGACCCCUAAGUCGCCCUUCCAGCCUGGGGUGCUGGGCAGUCGGGUGCUGCCUUCCAGUGCAGAGAGAGAGGAGAGGUCUGAGGAGCGCUCACCCCAGUGGCUAAAGGAACUGAAAUCCAAGAAGAGGCAGAGCCUGUAUGAGAAUCAAGCUUGACCGGACAGAAGAUCACUAUACCCACAAACUCAAGCCUUAACCGCCAGACGUCUGAGGCCAAGACACCCACUCUCCCUGACCACGCUCACGUGCCUGGGCCUCUCCACCCUGAGGACGCCGUGCUGAGCCCCACCCGGGUCCCCUCGGGAAGACCCUGUCCCGGGACUCGCUCCAGUCCACAGAGAGAUCUUUCAGCUCUCCUUCAAGAAGUGUCCAGGCCCGUGGAUUGGCCUUUGGUGUGACAGUUGGCCUUCCUGCUCUCUGCGGACACCUCGCCGGGCUCCCUAGGCUGGGGGUUCCACCUGGGCUCCGCCCCUGGCAGCCUUUCAGGAAGGACCCUGGCAAGAAAGCCUGAAUGACUCUUGGGUGGCAAAGGUCACCAUCCAAGCGUUACACCGGUGUCUCCCGGGUUGGGUUUGAUUUUUUUUUUUUUACACCCCCCUUCCUGACAAGCUCUUCUUCCCCACUAACUGCCUUCAUUCUGAUUUAUAAGCACAGCCCAGCCCCAUCUUGUCUGUAUCCUUUUCCUUCCUGUGAGGCCCUGGGCACAGUUGUCCUGGGUCUCGACACUCUCCUGUUUGCUUUAGAGGAGGAUAAAGCAAUAAUGCGGCCAGUUUCCCCUGAACCUUGACAUGUGCUUGGGUCUCUGCAUUGACAGCGGAAAGGGUUGGGGGGCAGACAGUGACCGUUGCCUCCUGUCACCUGACCUCGCUGUCCAAGCCUACGAAAGCUUGUGACUUUCACCUUUGUCCACAUCUGGGAUGCUCUGAUCUCCAUGGGGGCAGCCUUUGCCCCCAGUUCUCAAGCAUUACGAACCUCUGUUGGAAUUGUCCGUACCCCGGCCGCUCACAUCCCGGACCUGUGCUUUCUGAACACCCAUAUCCUGCUGGAGAGAAGACUCAACCAAGUCAGCUUGGAACAGACGUGGCCCUGACCCUGCCCUCCAUGACCUACCCACCUGGCUAAGUGGUCGUCAAGGCCCAUGUGGAUGUUGCUCUAACUGAAAGGCCCCUGUAGUGGGAGCCCCAGGCCAGAUGCUGGGCCGUGAGGUCUACGAUGUCCGAUGUCCUGCGUUGUGCUACCUGCAUGCUCGCUCCUGGGAGUCUCGGAGCCUCUGUACUCCUGACGCCUACUCUGUCUUGUUUCCUUUUAAGCCUUCAAGGUGACAUCAGGAGCCCCUGGCCCCAGGGGUCACCCCAGACUCACCAGGCCAACUGCCUGCAGCAUGCUGGCAGCUUCCAGAGACCUUUUACCAACCUUGCCUUGGUGACAUGCUUGGUAGUUCCAAGGCGGUCUGUGGCUGUGGAGGGCCCUGGGCCAGGUGUUCUGACGGAUGUCUGCCUGGCUCGUGUGCCCAGCCAUUGCUGCCCCGACGUUCUCGGAGACAGAGUCUCUUGCUUCUGCUCCCUCUCUGCCUGGGUUCCCUUUGGAAGGGUUUGGUGGGAAUGGAUGGCCGAGCUUGGUGUCUUAGGACAGUCACCUGUGCCUGCGGACUGAGGUGUUCAGCACCGAGGAGACUGCAGGCCCCACCUGCACCCCUCCCUGAGCUACUAGUGAGCGGGCACACGCCUCUGAAAUCACUUGGGGUUCAGUCUCCCUGCAGAUGCUCCCGUAGUCCCUGUUUCCUGUUCUGUUUUGUUUUUUAGAAUCCAUUUUGUAUCCUGUGGCGAUUUUGACCCAGUAGCUUGCCAGGGACUUUUUUUCAAACACACUACAGGGUUGAGGGUAUAGCUCAGUGGGCAGAGUAUGUAUCUAACGCAGAGGACCAGAGUUCUGUCCAGGGACCACAUAAAUGAGGUGUGGCGGUGCACAUCUGUGAUUCUAGUGCCUGGCAGAUGGGGGGGGGGAGGAGGAGGAGGAAGAGGAGGAAGAAGAGGCUCAGAAGUUUAAGGAUAUCCUUGGCUAUAUAAGAAAGCUGCAGAUCAGCCUGGGCUAGAAAACACUUGAAUAGAACAAAGCAAAGCAACAUUCUGCUCGUGAUUUUCGUCUUAACCUGUCUUGACUCCCUUCUCCUGGGGAGUAGGAGCCUAGGGUAAAUUAAGACCAUGGCAGUAGGAGUCGAUCCCAUCUUAACUAUCACAGUAGUUAAGGCACAGUAGAAUCAAAACGUGCUUGCCCUGUCUGUCAUUGCCUAACCCCUCACACCUGAUGAGAAAUCAACUUGAUUCCUCACGAAGACCCACAUAAGGACCUCGGCUCUGACCAGGGCAGGUUUCUACAUCUCCCCCCAAGGAACCCAAGAUCUGACAAUCUCACUAGGUCUGCAGUGACCUGCGUUGGCUGUGUCCCCCUAUUUAGAGUCAGUGCAGCACAGCGAGCAGAGGCCCAUGCUUGGAUCCUUAGCUGAGCUGAGCGAGUGGCUCACUUAGUCCCCUUUUUAAAACCAGGUGAGGCUCUGGGGCCAAGUCAUGGGCCGUAUGCCUCCCCAUGACCCUCCUUUUAAAGGAACCUAAUAAUGCCUUAAUCGUGUGUGAUAGGCACCUGUGUCCCCCUCCCCCAACCCUCCCUCCUGGUGACUGGAUGUUUGCAGAGUCUCACAUACGCCUCCAUCUUCUCUAUGCCCAUCAGCAUUUUGACAUCUGACCUUUGGGUACGCCCCUCCCACCCAGUAGAUAGGCAUUCUCCUGCAUAGUCUGUGGCCUCAUACACGGAGGCCUUUGCCCUGCGAAAUGGCGUGGCAGGAUGCUCUCGGGCAUCCUCAGCUCCAAUGGAGAAACUGGGUGGUCCUGGGGAGUAGGAGCCUAGUGUAAAAAUUAUCUCACGCCCCCCGGGUUGGACUCAGGGGCAGACGGGAUCAGAGGAGUUUAUAGGGUAGGGGAGCAGGCAAAAGGUUCCAUCAGAUGCCUAUUUUCCUUCUACAAUACUGCCCCCUGCAGGAAGCAGCUGUUAAAGCAAAGUCAUCAAUUUAGCUGCUGAGCAGGGAUUGGAAAAAACACUCCUGUGAUUUCCAAAGGAAACGCAGCGAGUCCUGGUGCGUGUAUGUUGGGGGGGCGUGGGGGUAAGGACUGCUGUCAAUCCUGGCUUUACAGCCACUCAUUCUGGAUCUAGGCUUGACUGAAAAGUGGAAAGCCACCCACCUCUUAAUAUCCAGCCCUGGCGAAUCAUUUGGGCGACAGAGACGCUGUGCCCUCCAAAUGUGCCUUUGCCCUGUCGACAGGAAACGGAUCUCCAAAUACCCAGGUUCCCCACAUUGCUGGGGACUAGCAGGAUCCACUCAGCAUCUCUGAGUUUGCCUUGGCCUCAAGCCCCUCAGUGAGAGAGGACUUCCAUUGACAUUUCCGGAAGGUCACAUUCCAGAAGCCCGAAGCCGUGAAGAAGGCAAGAGGACAGGGCUUCCCCUGUCCCUGUCCCUAUCAUACCCUAGAGCAUCCUUUUGUUUCUGUGGCUCCCACAGUGAAGGACACCUCAUAGCCUGCAUCCUUUACCCCUCAAGAGUCCCCUUCAGCUGUUUAUGUCACCUGUGCUGCGACAAUCCCUGGCAGCAUCGAGCCAGCUAGAAAUCUGCUUCUUAAAUGUCGUCCCGUGUCGCCUUACAGAUUCUGCUCGAUGGCGCUCACAGAGGUUGUAAUGUUGGUCUACAGAAGGCGUUUGUACCAAAUCGUUUCUUAACUCUGCUAGAGUGAUCACGGCCCUCAACACGCUUUGUAUGCUGGGGUGGGGGAAUGGAAUUAUAUAUGUGAAUAGGAUAUAUUUUUCCUAACAGUUCACUCUGGGUCCUACCUGGGAUGUUCGCAUCACGACAGGGAAGGACUCACAAGGUGCGCAUCCUGUCUGCAGCAUUCCGACAGCUGCCUUACCAACCCACAAGCUGCAGGACUUCUGAAUGAAGGCAGAUGGUGCGCACCACGGCCAGUCCCAGGAAGAACCUAACUUCGUGACCGAUAAUUCAUCUUUAAAAAAAAAAAAAACAACUAUAUUUUUACUGUCAAAACGAAUGGGCUUCCCGGACGUUGCGGUGACCGGAUGCCCCCUGUGCUUUUAUAUUUUGUCACUGUAAGAGGUUUUCUGGCACAGACAAGCAAGUCAGGAAUCCAGCUGACUGCACUAAAUGGGGUGAACUCUGCAUGUGCAAAGGGGGCACACCCAGACUCCAGAAAUAGUAAAUAAAGCUUUCCUGUCAAUGAUGACUCUAA